AUUUCAGAUGACUUCACUUAAUGGAGAAUUAGAAGGUAAGAUGUCUGCACCAUGUGUCAUUGAAUUUGCAAGAGAGGCUGUUUUAAGCCCUGUGCGAAAUCUUCAUGAAGUAGCGUCAACUAACAGUACUGUCACCCUAGCAUGGGAUCAUGCCUUUCAUAAAGGCAGUGGAUAUACCAUUGUAUAUCGCCCGGAGUAUAUCAGUGACCAUUUCGUGAACACAACAAAUAUUACUGGAAGCCAAGCAACUGUGAGCAACCUGGCACCAGGUGCAAAAUAUGAAUUUCGAAUAUUUUCCUUUAAGGAAAGUUUUAUUGGACCUGAUGAAAAAAUUGAAGUUACUACUAAAGGAACUCCACUGCCAGUUGUUGCUAAUGUCAAGCAUAAAGUGGAUGGAAGUUCUAUUACUUUGUUCUGGACUCAUCCACAUGACAAGAGAGCUAGUCAGUGGUCUUAUGGUAUCUAUGUAUUUUCCCCAGAAGUAAAUGAUUUUGAAAUAAGUGGAACUACUACUGAUACCAAUUAUACAUUAACAAAUCUUAGUUCCUGCACAAUAUACAUCCUAAGAAUUCGACUUGUUGGUCCACUUGGAGUAGGUCCAGCAGAGAACGUUCUUUAUGCAUCUACAGAAUUUGACAAAUUAGCUCCUCCAAGAAAUCUUAAUGUAGCUUUGGAUACAACAAGUUUCAUGAAAAUUACUUGGGAAGCAUCUUGUUCUUCUGUAGAUUCUGAUAUAGGAUAUAAGGUCCUAAUAAAAGAUUUAGUGCUGAAAAGAAGUCACUGGAUUGGGUUGGCUGCUCGAACUGACACCAAAAUAUUUUUCCAUUAUGUCAUCCAUUAUGGUGGGAAUUACUCAGUUCAAGUCCAAACUGAUGCACCAAAUUCUAUACCUACUGAUCCUGUCUUUUUCACUGCUCCUCCUUUGCCUGUCGUGCCCCAAGUGAAAGCAUUACGAGAAAAAAAUGGUACUAUUUAUGUUACAUGGCAAGAAGUGAAAUGGCCAAAGGAUUUGAAAGAUCACAAGUUCAUUUAUAGUGUGUGGUUAAGUGAUGACAGAAGUAUGGAAAAAGCAUAUCAGUAUAAUACAACAAAGCCUCCAUUUUUCUUGCACUCCCACCCAUUUUCUUGGAGCAAAGUUUACGUAGCAGUGAAUGUAAUUGAUGAACAUGGAUAUCAUGGUCCCCUGUCAGAUGAAUAUGACCUUGGAAGUGAUGAAAGUUAUGCUGCUGUUGUUUUGACUCAGACUAGUCUUGUUGGUGUCAUUGUUGGUGUAACUGUGGUAUUUAUAUUACUUGUCGGCACAUUAGGAGUUUUUGUUGUACGUCAUCGACGUCUGCAAAGGAGCUUCUUAUCUUUCGCAAAUAGCCAUUAUGACACUAGAUCGGGAGCUGCUACCUUUUCUACUGGAGAAGAAUUAGAUGAGGAAGAGGAGUCUCCCAUGAUUCGUGGAUUUUCUGAUGAUGAACCUCUUGUUAUAGCUUGAGAAUUGUUUGUAAAAUUUCCCAGUAUUUCUUAAUUGUUCCUUUAAACAAGAUUAUUUUAUAAUAUUUUGUUGAAGCUUCUGAUUGUACCUGUUUAUUAUACUCUUAAGUUCUUUUGUUACAUCAGUUCAGAUUGCAUUACUGAACAUUGUAUGCAUGCAGUUUAGUAUGGUUUGCAUCAUUUAAUGUAGAAUAAGCUGUUAAAAUGUUGAAAUUCAGUAUAAAAGGAGCUAUGGGCAUUUGGUGUAUUACCUCAACUCCUUAUUAGUAAUGUUUUAAAUGAAUGUGUACUUGUAAAUGGUUGCGUAUGAUCUACCUGAAUUUUGUAUUCAAAUUUUUUGCCGUAAUUGUCAAAUAUGGUUAUAUACAUAUAUAUAUGAUAAAUUAUUCAUUUUUUUUCUACAUUCCAUAAUAUUUUUUAAAAUCAUCUUAUGUAUUUAAACAUACUUGUGGGAUUUCUAAAACAAUUUACUAAUUAGAAAUUAUUUAGCCAUUAUUUCUGGAAAUUGAAAAAUAUCCAAUUACUUUUGUAAGAGAUUUUAUUUGUAGUAAUCAAAGUAAGCGGUAUUUUAGAAGUUAUGUAUAUUUUAUUUGAUAAUUUCCUCUGAUCAUUUGUUUGGGAUUUUUUAAUUAAAAUUUUUUUAUUGAAAUAUAAAAAAUACCAUUUUGUGUUUAUUUUUCUGUAGAAUAUUUUGCAUUCCAUUUUAGAUGUAAGUUUUUAAAGUCGAAGAUGUUAACCAACAGUGAAGUUAUAAAUAAAUUUCAGUAAUAACAAUGAGUAUUAUUUAUAAAGUAAUUUUUCUUAUUGAAUACAGAUAAUAGUUUAAAAUUUAAACGUUUAUUUCGUAGCUUAUUGUUGAGUUUGCUGUUCUGUUUUUCCUGGUUUCCGUGUUGUUUACGAAAUCAUUACAAAAAUGUUUUGCUAUUACAGAAAUCUAACCUUUUUUUUUUUUUUUUUUUUUUUUUGUGUGUGUGUGUGUGUGUAACAGAGCAUUUUUUAUAUAUAUUGUGCUUAAUUUUUUCUUGCUUUGUUUUUUUUAAUUAGUUCUUUACGUAACCAAUUUUAAUGUACAUAAAGUGUAAUCAGUAAUUUUUAACUAUAUGGUUUUUUAUAAAUACCAAUUUUUCCUGACUUCUAUUUUCAGUUAAUUUUAUGAAUUUAUUGUAAAUGGCUUUUAGAUUAAUUCUAAAUAGCUUUCAGAUUUUUGUAAAGCACGAUUAAAUAUGCUAAUAUAUUUUAUUAUAUUUUAUUUAUACACAAAAUAUACAUGUAUAGGAUGAGCUCAGGAGCAAAUUAGUUUAUUUAAUGAUUUGUAUGAGAAUUUAAUUUAGAUUCAUAAGUUUGUUACUUUAUUUAAUAUAUUUAAGCAUGUUUAAUCAUUAAAUAUGAACACAAAAAUGGAUUAUGUUGUAAUAUUAGUUUAGUACAUAAACAUAAAGAUAGAUAAUAAUUUAGCAUGUAUUUAGUAUCUAACUGCAUUAAAAAACUGAAGCAUCUAUAUUUGUGGGUUACACUAUUUUGCUUCUAAUCACUUCUUAUUCUAUUAAAAAAAAACAUGUUUUCAGUCACAUAAAUAGAAAUGAAGACUGUUUAAUAUGAAUAGUUUGUGUAACUUUAUUGUGUUUUAUUUUGUUUCUCAAAAAAAGGAAAACAAAAAAGGGGGGGACUUCUGUUCCCCCAAUCCUAAAGGGAAAAGGAAUUUUUAUUUGAAUUUCAGUUUUGUAUUCAGGAUUGUAUAGUUUUCUUUAAUUAUAUGUAUGUAUGUGUUAUAUAUUUAUACUGUGUCAGUUUUAUAGUUUCCCAUCUUUUUGUUGUAUUGUUAAUAUAAAUUACUUAUUUUGUGAUAAAAAUGUAUAUGGAAGUUAUAAUGUGAUAUGCAUUAGAUUAGUCUCCAAAAUGCUUUUUGUUCCUUUCAAUUCCUCCCCACCCCCUCUUGAAUGUAUCAAAAUUCAGUUAGUUACACAUAUGCAUUUCCUUUCGCAGUGGAAUUUAAUUAAAAUGGAAAUUUUUACAAAGAAUAUUACUUAUGAUAAUGCUGUCUUGGUAUAAAAGCACAUGAUAAAUGAACUACUGAACAUUUGAAAUUCUGUUAUGAAUAACUUUCAUUGUGUUUAAUAUUUUGCUUUAGUAACCCAUUGUAGUUAUGUGGAACGUAUAAAUGAGACAGACAUGAACGAUGAAUCUUUGCGAUCUCCAUAGUCUUAGAAUAAGUUAUGUUUCUGUGUAAGGUAAAAAUGUUUUACUUAUGAAAUGGUAAAACACCGAAUUAAUUCUAUUUUUACACUUAGAAUUUUAUGCUUUAGUUCUGAUGAAAGGGACAAAAAAAAAAAGAAAACAUUUUGAACAUGCAAAAUACGUGUAAAUAAUAAAUAAAAUUAUCAGAAAACUAAAGUUAAGCUUGUAAUCAUUGUAUUACAUGCUUAACUUUAGUUUUCUGAUAAUUUUAUUUAUUAUUUACAUGUAUUUAUAUAUUAUAUACAUGUAUAUUUUCUUAUAUGAGUAUUCCACAUAAAUAAAAUAUGCAUUUAGCAGGAAAAAAAUAACUUUACAGAACAACAAAUGUAGUUAAAAAUGUUUUAGAUUAGUAUAUACAGCAUUGGCUUAACCUUUAUUUGGCGUAAUGUAAAAAGUCUGACAUAUUAAGACUGAUGUAUCUGUCAUGCAUUUAAUUUCAUAGAAUAUUUAUGUGAUUUCAUGUUGCAGCAUGAAAUCUCAGGUUAUAUGUCAUGAAUUUUUUUAACUCAAAUAUGCAUUUUGAAUCAUUCUCAUGCUGUGCACAAAAGCUGUUGUAUAUGUACCAUGAAGGCAUUUUGAGACUGGCUGUACGAAAUCAUCUGCACCUGCAACAACGAUCAAUGUACUCUUUCCACUUGCCUGUAAGUGGAAUGGUUUCAGAUGUUAAAAUUUACAGCACUGCUUACUAGUUAUGUUGAUAGUUAAUGAAGUAAUUCUGUCAUGAAAGUACAGUUUUUAUGAAUUUAUGCAUGGUGUAUGUAUUUCAGUUUGAAAAGGGUAUUAAAAUUUUUGCCUGUAUUUUCAGCCUUAUACUUACAUAAAUCAGAGUUUCUGCAAUGAAAAUAGUAAUAUCUAAAUAGAGAUAUUGAUGCAUGUUGCUACUUUUUAACCUUAAAAGCACAUCAUAAUAUAACUCUGUGGAACACAGCUAUAACAGAUUUUACUUUAAAAGCUGAGGCUUUAAUGUUAUAAUACUUAAAGCAACUGUAAUAGUUCAGAACUAUAAUAAUUGUGUUGUAAGGUCACAGAUGAUCUGUUUAGUGUAUUGGUAAUUGCUGUUUUGAAAAUGUCGAAACGGAAAACAAGUUUUAUUGGUUUAAAAGCGCAUAAUUAGGUAUAAAUAUUCUGCAAGGAGUUAUUCAAGAAAUCUUUCAAAAUAUUGUUUAGUGAAAUAGUAGCUCAGUUUAAUUAUACAAGCAACUACAAUAAUUAACUAUUAAAUAAGGUGUAUUAUUUAUACCAGUGUUGGCCAGUUUUAUAUCUUUGGACAAACUGCACAUUUUGUUUCAUUUAGAAAAUGCUUUUGAAUAUCCCCUUGAAUUAUGAACAGCAGAUAUUUCAAAAUUCUUGUGGUUCUGAUUUCAGUUUAUUUUCUUAUAAAGGUAGCCCACAUGAAAGUAGAUGUUAGGAAGUAAUAAGAAGAAUUAAUUUUAUUAACUUUGCCGUGGGCCACACUGAUUUGCGCUAAUCAAGAACUGUUUAUUUCUUGUUUUUACAAUUUUUUCAGUAAAUUUUAUCAAUCUUUCUUAUCGUGUUUUUAUUCUUAUGAUCUGAAAAGGCAUUUUUAAAUGCAUAUAUUUUUCUUUCUUAGCUUUUAUUUUCAUUUUCAUAAUAUUAACUAAAUGAAUAGAAGUGUGAAAAUAUACAAAUUCAAGGUCAGUAAAAAUAAAUUUUAUUUACUUGGCCAUGGGCUGUCGCUGAUUUUCACUUAUUAAAAAAUUUUAGUUCUACUUUUUUACAAUUUUGACAAUAAAUUUUGUCAAUCUGUUUUAUUUUUAUUCUUAGGCUCUGAAAAAGUAUUUUUAAAUGUAUAUUUUCCCCCUGUCUGUAUAUUUUUUAAAUGUAUAUUUGUUAUUUUCAUUUUCAUAAUAUUAACUAAACGUUUAAAAGUGUGAAAAUAUACAAAUUCAAGAAUUUGGUCAGUAAAAAUAAACGUUGUUUACUUGGCCAUGGGCUGUAACUUUUUUAUUUAGUUGUACUUUUUUACAAUUUUGCCAGUAAAUUUUAUCAAUCUUUUUUUUAUUUUAUUUUUAUUCUUAUGAUCUGAAGAAGCAUUUUUAAAUGUAUACUUUUUUCCUCUCGUAGCUUUUAUGUUUUAAUUUUCACCAUAUCAACUUGCAAGUGUAUGUGCAUUAGUAUCUUAAAGUCUGCUAAAAGAUUUUUUUUUUUUUUUUUUGUUUGCAUACAAGGAAAAUAAAUUACCAUUAAAAAUAAAGUAUACUGCAAUUUGUAUACUACACUUGCCAUUCUAGUUUUUAAUUAAAUGUGGAAUGUUUUAUGUAGUUUUGCAAUGAAAUUGUGAUAUGUGUAUGAGAUGCUGAUAUUAAGAGAAAUUUAAAGAGAUAUAUAUGUAAAUAUCAUUUGUAAUAAAGGUUGUAUUAUCUGUA
This is a messenger RNA of Stegodyphus dumicola, 6104 nucleotides long. RefSeq names its product sortilin-related receptor-like. Gene Ontology annotation, biological process: post-Golgi vesicle-mediated transport. Gene Ontology annotation, cellular component: Golgi apparatus; membrane. The record is from RefSeq and is a predicted model, not a curated record. Gene Ontology annotation, molecular function: protein binding. NCBI's taxonomy places the organism in Eukaryota, Metazoa, Arthropoda, Arachnida, Araneae, Eresidae.